Aspergillus bombycis is the source of this 1914-nucleotide messenger RNA. RefSeq names its product putative potassium ion channel Yvc1 (gene yvc1). NCBI's taxonomy places the organism in Eukaryota, Fungi, Ascomycota, Eurotiomycetes, Eurotiales, Aspergillaceae. The record is from RefSeq and is a predicted model, not a curated record. The transcript is spliced from 5 exons. Bases 1 to 1914 code for a protein of 637 amino acids.
AUGGGGCUUUGGCGCGAUAUCUUAAAGACUGACACUGGGCGUGCUCGACGUCGUCUACAUGCGGAGCGUCGCCGAUUACUUCCUGCCUACGAUUCGGAUCCGGUUUCUUCCACUGGGCCUUCCAAGGAAGUAACUAAAGUGGCUCUUAGACUAAAGUAUCAGAUUGAACAGGUUAUUCCCUGCGAGGUUGAAGAAAACAUCAUCACCAGUCCCACCAGUCGCGUCAUUACAGACAGCGUUGUUCAAACUGCUAAAGAGGCGGGCGGUGAAGACCUGCAAGGCUGUGUUGUAUUUUGCUUACUUAUAUGCUUACGUUGGUUCAAAAUUCAAGCUGUAGAGGAGCUUUGGGAUUCUGAUCUCCACGAGAGUCGGGCCCUUGCAUGUGAGGUUAUAGCAAAGCGCAUAAUUGAAACCGAAGAAAACCAAGAUUUUCUGCUGCUCCAUACCCUGCUCAAGCGGUAUUCGGUCUUCGUCGACGGAGAGGAGACUGUCCCGGCUAACGUCAUAGAGCGUGCUGUAGACCUUCACGCAUUGAGGAUCAUCGGAUCUUCUGGGUAUCAGAAGUGCAUCAAAUAUCUCUGGAAUGGCUGGUUUUGUCAACAGGAUGGCAACCCAACCAACUUCGUUCCCUACCAUGAAAAAGAUAAUACGAACUUUGCAGUCCACUUCCACCCCGAUAGGAUGAGGACACCUCUGUAUCAGAACGCAUGCCAAAUCGCUGUCUCUCUCUUGUACCUUGCACUUUACACUCAAGUCAUCAAUACUGUCAAUCGAACCGGGGAUCUCGAUGUCGGGGAAGGCAUCCUUUAUGUGAUGACCCUUGCAUUCAUCUGCGAUGAGUUAACCAAAGUAUGGAAGAUUGGACGACAUUACUUUGAUUUCUGGAAUGCCUUUAAUUCCACGCUAUACGUCAUUCUUGCUAUCUCCUUCUUCGUGCGUGUCGCUGCUCUGACACACUCACCUUCGGCAGAUGAUCAAAAGAGACAAAUACUCAAUGAACUAAGCUACAACUUUUUAGCAUUUGCAGGGCCAAUGUUUUGGAUGCGUAUGAUGCUAUAUCUGGACUCAUUUCGGUUCUUCGGAGCCAUGUUUGUCGUUCUGAGGGUCAUGAUGAAGGAGAGUAUAAUAUUCUUUGCUCUCCUCUUCGUUGUCCUAGUGGGCUUCUUCCAAGCGUUCUAUGGGAUGGCUCAGGUGGAGUCCGAUAUCCCUGUUGUCAAGAAUAUUGUGCAGGGCAUGGCAAACAGUAUAAUGCAAAGCCCCGAGUUUGGCACCUUCGAGGAUUUCGCGUACCCGUUCGGCAUUAUCCUGUACUAUUUAUUCAAUUUUAUCAUUAUGACAGUUCUGCUUAAUAUCCUUAUCGCUCUAUACAACAGCGCAUACGAAGAGAUUUCAGGAAACGCGAUUGAUGAGUAUAUGGCUGUCUUCGCGCAGAAAACGAUGUCCUACGUCCGGGCGCCAGAUGAGAAUGUCUUCAUCCCUCCAUUCAACCUCAUCGAGAUUAUCUUCCUAAUCGCACCCUUCGAAUGGUGGCUCCCACGCAAACGCUACGCAAAGCUAAACGAUGUUAUCAUGGGUAUCAUCUACUCGCCAAUUCUUCUCGUGACAGCAUCCCUUGAAGCCCGCGAAGCCCGUCGGAUAAGAUGGAAUCGCCGUCGUGGAGAGGAAGAUGAUGACAACGUGCAGGAAUGGGAGCAUGCCGCUGAGGAAGUGGAUUUUGCAAUCGAGGAAAGCUGGAAGCAGACUGUCCAGGACACGACUCCAAACGUGACUAUGGACAGUUGCACUCUGGAGAUCGUUCAGCUAAAGGAACAGAUACGUGAAUUAACGGAGACGGUGAGAUUACUGGUUGGAGAGAAGGCAACCAAGGGAACGCUGUACGGCGGGUCCAGCUCGACCAUACUUGAACACGAAUAG